Aspergillus tanneri is the source of this 570-nucleotide messenger RNA. RefSeq lists its product as uncharacterized. NCBI's taxonomy places the organism in Eukaryota, Fungi, Ascomycota, Eurotiomycetes, Eurotiales, Aspergillaceae. The record is from RefSeq and is a predicted model, not a curated record. Bases 1 to 570 code for a protein of 189 amino acids. The transcript has 7 exons.
AUGAAUUCAUUGGGAGAGUCGUUGCCAUCGGGGACGGGUUUACUCAGUGGAAAGUUGGAGAUCGAGCCGGAACAUGCACGACUUGCAAACAAGGCCUAUUUCAUAUAUUUAAUACCCGUGAAAUUCACGGCGAGACGAGACAAGGCGGAUGCCGCUGUUCCCAUCCCUGAACGUCUCGAUGCAGCGAAUUACGUGCCAAUUCUCUGCGUUGGCAUCACUGUCUUCAAUACAUAUGCUAAUAAGUUCGGGUAUCGCGUUGUGGCUCUGUCCCGGAAAGCCGAGGAGAUCCCCGCGCUGCAGUUGCAGGGUCUUGGAGGUGCAGCUAUGGUGGUUGCGAUGGCGCCGGAUGCGGAGAGUAUUCGUGUUUUGGUGAAUAGGUUGCAGUCGUUGGGGAAGUUGGUGAUUCUUGGCGGUUGCUGGAGAUGUGUCGAUCAAUACAGGCCCAUUAAUUGUCUAUGGGUGUUCCUGCAUGGCUGGCCGUCUGGACAUGCCCUAGAUUCCGAGGAGGCGAUUCGCUUCGCCGGGUCGCAAGGGGUCAACUAUAUGGUGGAGAAGUUUCCGCUGGAGUGA